AUGACCUAUGAUGAUGUGCAUAUCGACUUCACUUGGGAAGAAUGGACUUUGCUGGAUCCUUCCCAGAAGAGUCUCUACAAAGAUGUGAUGCUGGAGACCUACAGAAACCUCACUACUGUAGGAUACAGUUGGGAAGACCAUAAUAUUGAAGAACAUUCUCAAAGUUCUAGAAGACAUGAAAGGCUUGAAAAAAGUCAAACUACAGAGAAAACUUCUGUAUAUACUCAAUGUGUUAAAGCCUUUGCAUGUGACAGUCAUCUACACAGUCAUCUUCAGAUACAUAAAAGAACAUGCACUGGAGAGAAACCCUAUAAAUGUAAUCAAUGUGGUAAGGUCUUUGCAUAUUCCAGUACUCUUAAAAUGCAUGAGAGGAGCCAUAAUGGAGAGAUGCCCAAUAAAUGUAAUCAGUGUGGUAAAGCCUUUACAUGUCACAGUCAUCUACAAAUACAUAAAAGAAUACAUACUGGAGAGAAGCCCUAUGAAUGUAAUCAGUGUAUUAAAGCCUUUGCAAGUCACAGUAGUCUCCUAAAACAUGAAAGAAGCCAUACUGGAGGGAAUCCCUAUGAAUGUAAUCAGUGUGGUAAAGCCUUUACAUGUCACAGUAGUCUCCGAGUACAUGAAAGAAGCCAUACUGGAGAGAAGCCCUAUAAAUGUAAUCAGUGUGGUAAAGCCUUUGCACAACAUAGUCAUCUACAAGUUCAUAAAAGAACACAUACUGGAGAGAAACCUUAUGAAUGUAAUCAGUGUGGCAAAGCCUUUACAUGGAGUAGUAGUCUACAAGUUCAUAAAAGAGCACAUACUGGAGAGAAGCCCUAUGAAUGUAAUCAGUGUGGAAAAGGCUUUGCAUGUCUCAGUAGUCUCCGAGUACAUGAAAGAAGCCAUACUGAGGAGAAGCCCUAUAAAUGUAAUCAGUGUGGAAAAGCCUUUGUAUUUCACAGUCAUCUACAAGUACAUAAAAGAACACAUACUGGAGAGAAGCCCUAUGAAUGUAAUCAGUGUGGAAAAGCCUUUUCAUGUCUCAGUAAUCUCCAAGUACAUGAAAGAAGCCAUACUGGAGAGAAGCCCUAUGAAUGUAAUCAGUGUGGUAAAGCCUUUUCACAACAUAGUCAUCUACAAGUUCAUAAAAGAGCACAUACUGGAGAGAAGCCCUAUGAAUGUAAUCAGUGUGGUAAAGCCUUUGCAUGUCACAGUAGUCUCCAAAAACAUAAAAGAACCCAUACUGGAGAGAAGCCCUAUGAAUGUAAUCAGUGUGGUAAAGCCUUUGCAUGGAGUAGUAAUCUACAAGUACAUAAAAGAGCACAUACUGGAGGGAAGCCCUAUGUAUGUAAUCAGUGUGGAAAAGCAUUUGCAUGGAGUAGUAAUCUACAAGUACAUAAAAGAGCACAUACUGGAGGGAAGCCCUAUGUAUGUAAUCAGUGUGGAAAAGCAUUUGCAUACAAUAGUAGUCUUCAAAUGCAUGAAAGAAGCCAUACUGGAGAGAAGCCCUAUGAAUAUAAUCAGUGUGGUAAAGCCUUUUCACAACAUAGUCAUCUAUAA
This is a messenger RNA of Arvicola amphibius (Eurasian water vole), 1536 nucleotides long. RefSeq names its product zinc finger protein 431-like. Gene Ontology annotation, biological process: regulation of transcription by RNA polymerase II; central nervous system development. The coding region runs from base 1 to 1536 and encodes 511 amino acids. The record is from RefSeq and is a predicted model, not a curated record. Gene Ontology annotation, cellular component: nucleus. Gene Ontology annotation, molecular function: RNA polymerase II cis-regulatory region sequence-specific DNA binding; DNA-binding transcription factor activity, RNA polymerase II-specific. NCBI's taxonomy places the organism in Eukaryota, Metazoa, Chordata, Mammalia, Rodentia, Cricetidae. The transcript is spliced from 5 exons.